AGCUGCUGGAUUAGCUCCUGGAUUAGCUCCUGGAUUAGCUCUUCGAUUAACAACUUGCUGGAGGCUAUUCAAAUUAGCCACACCGUGGGAUGUAAGGAGCUCUCUGAUUGGUUGGUCAGACACAGGCUGUCUGCCAGCCUGGAUUUUUCUAGCUCAUAGCUUCGCCCUGCUAAGAAGCGUGUGUGCUUGUACAAAGGCCGUUCAGCGUCGGGAUUUACACUCGGCUCGACACGGAUAUGUGAAGAAUGAAGGGACCCUGCAGCGAAACGGAGAGCCAACCUCUGACUGAGUGCCUGUUUUCGCAGUCUGACCACCUGUUGAAGGGCUGUUUGAUGACGAUUUGGACUCCUCUGGGAGAUGAGGACACACCCACAUCUGUUCCAUACUGCAGCCAUUGAUGGUGUUACAGCUCUGAGGCAGCUUUGGGCCAUCAGACGCACACACUGGAAAACCAGCACCUGGACUUCAUGCAGGACACGCUCAAGGUGGGGUUGUCGUUUUUAUUCGUUUUUAUCUAACCCCGCCGACCACUUGGUCACAUCAAGGAGGAAUCUACCGCUGCAGAGGAAGAAGAGGAAACCCAGUUUACUACACUGAUAAAAGUGAUGAUGUUACCAUUGAGAUAACCUUUUCCAAUAAGGUUGUUGUAAAAGGACGACCCAGCUGGCCUCAGAUAUUCAGCGGUGAGACGAUCAGUCUGACAUGUGAGGUGCAGGAAGGAGGUGAAACCACUGAGUGGGAGUAUAGAUGGAGAGGAUCCAACCAAACCACACAGUGGACUCACAAUAAUUACUGGAUAUUCAAUGUUUCUGAGUCCAGCAGUGGAGACUACAUGUGUAAGAGUCGACGCAGAGAUGACUCAUAUUCUUCAACAGAGUGGAGUGAAGCCUUCAACUUGUCAAUAUCAACAGAUAAACCCAGGGCCACACUGACUCCAGGAUCAACAAUCAUACCAGUAGGGGGCAGUGUGACACUGACCUGCUCUGUGAGGAGCUCUGCUGGCUGGAAAUAUGAGUGGUUCAGACGUGACCAAAACACUGAAGUUCAAAUGAGAACAGAUGAUCAACAAAACAGAGUAAUCAGAGUAUCUGAAGGAGGAAUCUACCACUGCAGAGGAAGAAGAGGAAACCCAGUUUACUACACUGAUAAAAGAGAUGAUGUCACCAUUGAGAUAACCUUUUCCAAUAAGGUUGUUGUAAAAGGACGACCCAGCUGGCCUCAGAUAUUCAGCGGUGAGACGAUCAGUCUGACAUGUGAGGUGCAGGAAGGAGGUGAAACCACUGAGUGGGAGUAUAGAUGGAGAGGACCCAACCAAACCACACAGUGGACUCACAAUAAUUACUGGAUAUUCAAUGUUUCUGAGUCCAGCAGUGGAGACUACAUGUGUAAGAGUCGACGCAGAGAUGACUCAUAUUCUUCAACAGAGUGGAGUGAAGCCUUCAACUUGUCAAUAUCAACAGAUAAACCCAGGGCCACACUGACUCCAGAAUCAACUAUCAUACCAGUAGGGGGCAACGUGACACUGACCUGCUCUGUGGGGAGCUCUGCUGGCUGGAAAUAUGAAUGGUUCAGACGUGACCAAAACACUGAUGUUCAAAUGAGAACAGAUGAUCAACAAAACAGAGUAAUCAGAGUAUCUGAAGGAGGAAUCUACCACUGCAGAGGAAGAAGAGGAAACCCAGUUUACUACACUGAUAAAAGUAAUGAUGUCACCAUUGAGAUAACCUUUUCCAAUAAAGUUGUUGUAAAAGGACGACCCAGCUGGCCUCAGAUAUUCAGCGGUGAGACGAUCAGUCUGACAUGUGAGGUGCAGGAAGGAGGUGAAACCACUGAGUGGGAGUAUAGAUGGAGAGGACCCAACCACACCACACAGUGGACUCACAAUAAUUACUGGAUAUUCAAUGUUUCUGAGUCCAGCAGUGGAGACUACAUGUGUAAGAGUCGACGCAGAGAUGACUCAUAUUCUUCAACAGAGUGGAGUGAAGCCUUCAACUUGUCAGUAUCAACAGGUAAACCCAGGGCCACACUGACUCCAGAAUCAACAAUCAUACCAGUAGGGGGCAACGUGACACUGACCUGCUCUGUGGGGAGCUCUGCUGGCUGGAAAUAUGAGUGGUUCAGACGUGACCAAAACACUGAAGUUCAAAUGAGAACAGAUGAUCAACAAAACAGAGUAAUCAGAGUAUCUGAAGGAGGAAUCUACCGCUGCAGAGGAAGAAGAGGAAACCCAGUUUACUACACUGAUAAAAGUGAUGAUGUCACCAUUGAGAUAACCUUUUCCAAUAAGGUUGUUGUAAAAGGACGACCCAGCUGGCCUCAGAUAUUCAGCGGUGAGACGAUCAGUCUGACAUGUGAGGUGCAGGAAGGAGGUGAAACCACUGAGUGGAAGUAUAGAUGGAGAGGACCCAACCAAACCACACAGUGGACUCACAAUAAUUACUGGAUAUUCAAUGUUUCUGAGUCCAGCAGUGGAGACUACAUGUGUAAGAGUCGACGCAGAGAUGACUCAUAUUCUUCAACAGAGUGGAGUGAAGCCUUCAACUUGUCAAUAUCAACAGUGCCCAGGACUGGAAACUCUUCAUUUCCUGCUCUGUUGAUCGUUGGACUCAUCUGUGGACUUUUACUGAUUCUUCUUCUGCUGUUGUGUCGCUUCAAACAAUCAAAGGAUUCAUGCUUUGCCAGCACAAAUCAAACCAUAAACCAAACAAUCAACCAGGAUGAACCUCGAGACAGCCAACAUGCUUCUCCUCACCAAGGUGAUGCUUGUCUCUAUGAAUCAGUCAAAGACCAUGAUGACACAAAAAAUGAUGACAGCCUGUUGUAUGCAGAGGUCUCUCACAAGAGAGCUAAAGCCAAGAGAAACAAGGAACAAUCAGCCUCUGCAGCAGCUGAAGAAGUCGUUUAUUCUGAAGUCAAAUCACAAUCAGCUCUUGAUUACAGCCUGUUGUAUGCAGAGGUCUCCCACAACAGAGCUAAAGUCAAGAUACAUAAAGAUGCCGUGCAGGUGUGUACAUCGCACCUGCAGGAGCAUCGUAAACCACGCCCCGCCACACAUAUAUUGUUACAUAUAUAUUUACAGAACUUUCCUUUGUCUUUGCAAAUCAGCAUUUUUGUUCCUCUUGUUUUUUUUAAAUAGUUUUGUACAUUAAUAAACAUUUUAUAUUUGUUUAUGUCAUAUUUGGUAA
Molecule: messenger RNA, 3185 nt
Organism: Pelmatolapia mariae (spotted tilapia)
Lineage: Eukaryota; Metazoa; Chordata; Actinopteri; Cichliformes; Cichlidae
Product: carcinoembryonic antigen-related cell adhesion molecule 5-like
Exons: 18
Coding region: 833-3136 (767 amino acids)
Biological process (GO): cell surface receptor signaling pathway
Cellular component (GO): plasma membrane
Molecular function (GO): transmembrane signaling receptor activity
Source: RefSeq, a predicted model, not a curated record